Messenger RNA from Schistosoma spindalis, 2027 nucleotides. The record is from the annotation of a GenBank genome assembly. Lineage: Eukaryota; Metazoa; Platyhelminthes; Trematoda; Strigeidida; Schistosomatidae.
AUCAAAUAUAAAUACAAUUAUAAAUACUUUGAAAACUAUUUCUAUACGAAUAAAAUAACUCAUAGAGCAUAUUACUAUUCAACGUGACAAGUAACUAAAUAAUUUUCUUGAAAAUAAUGCUACUUAAUACAUAAUGUUGAAAGUAUACUAUAAUUUUCAUCUAUUAACUUAUGUUAAUAUAUCAACAUGGUUUCUGAAAUUUCAUGGCAACUAUUAAAACAAGCUACUAUACUUGGUUUAGCACCAGUGUUAUGUAAUGAAGUUGAUCUACUUGAUUUAAGUAGACAAACAAAAAUAUCUGAUAAAAAAAUUAUUAUUAAUGUUAGUGGUGUACAUUUUGAAUUAACUGAAUCACUUGUUCAACGUUAUCCAUCAACAUUACUUGGUUCUGUUGAACGUGAAUAUUUUUAUGAUAGUGUAAAUAAUGAAUAUUUUUUUGAUCGAGAUCCAGAAUUAUUUCGAUAUAUAUUAACAUAUUAUCAACAUGGUAAAUUACAUUUUCCAAAAAAUAUAUGUAUAUCAGCAUUUGAAAAUGAAUUAAAAUAUUUUUCUAUUUUAUCUGAUAAUCUAUCAGAUUGUUGUUAUGAAAGUUUUAUUGAUCAUUCGAAAGAUAUAGAACAACGUUUAGAAGAUGAUAAAAAAACAUUUACACAAUAUAAAUCGUUAACUGUAAAUAGUAAUGUAAAAUUUCGUGAAAAAUUAUGGACAAUGUUUGAAAAUCCUGAAGAAAAUAGUGCAGCAUAUAUGAUUUAUUAUACAACUGGAUUUUUUAUAAUUAUUUCUGUUUUAUCCAAUAUGGCUGAAACUAUACCGUACAGUGAUGGCAAAUUAAAAGAUGUUUAUCCUUUACGAACCUAUGGUGAUAAAUAUGCAAAUAUAUUUUUCUGUAUAGAUACUGCUUGUGUAUUAAUAUUUACUAUUGAAUACAUUUCACGAUUAUAUGCUUCACCAUCACGUUGUAAGUAUAUGAGAUCAGUCAUGGCUGUAAUUGAUUUAACCGCUGUUUUACCGUAUUAUAUAAGUUUAAUUGUACCAGCUGGAUUACAAUUCUCAGGAUCAUUAGUUACACUUCGUGUAUUUCGAGUAUUUCGUAUAUUUAAAUUUUCAAGACAUAGUCAAGGGUUACGUAUAUUGGGAUAUACAUUGAAAUCAUGCGCAGAAGAAUUAGGUUUUCUUUUGUUUAGUUUAACAUUGGUUGUGAUCAUAUUUGCUACUGUUAUAUAUUACAUUGAAAAAUUUGAUGAAAAUUCAUCAUUCUAUAGUAUCCCUGAUGCAUCAUGGUAUACUAUUGUCACUAUGACAACAUUGGGAUAUGGUGAUAUGAUACCAUCUACAGUAUUGGGUAAAAUAAUUGGUAGUAUUUGUUCUUUAUGCGGUGUAUUAGUUAUAGCUUUACCAGUACCAGUAAUAGUAUCAAAUUUCUCACGAAUCUAUCAAAGAAAACAAAGAGCAAAUAAACAAGCUAUGAGACAAUCUUUACGUGUUGCAAAUGAACUUUCAAGAACAAGUCAGCCUACAUACAAUCAAACCAGAAUGUCAAAAGCAAAUAUUUCAACACAUUUGAAAUUAAAACCUUUAUUAUCCAAAUCAAAUUAUCGAAUAUCACAUAACUUUAUAGAACAUGGAUCGACAACACAAACAACUCUGAGAGCAUUAGCCAACUGGUCUAGAAGACGAACAAGACUGAGAUCUUAACUUUUUUCUGAAUAAAAUACUAUCAUCCGUCUAAAGAUAAGUAAAUUAGACAAUAAUAUUAGAUCCACAAAGUUCUCUUCCAAAUAAAAAAAACAAAUAUAAAGCAAAUGAAGUGUAUUCAUGAAGUGAUUUAUAAUAAAAUAUCUAAUUUCAUCAUUUUAUUUGUUAAUUUUUUUUAUUAUUUCUCAUUGGAUUCAAAUCUUUUAUUUGGACUGUUCUGUUCUGAAUAUGUUGCAAAUAUUAUUGGAACAAUUGUAUUUUGGAAAUAACUAUUAUGAAUAUAGUUUACAUCAGUAAAAUAGCAUCAAUUAUUUUUAUUGAUAAGACAAAUG